UCCUUUAUUACCCCCGCCCCCUGGCUCCAGCCCGACGGAAGCAAGCGCGACGCCGACGACGACGAACGAGGACCGACGCGCGACCGACCUAGGGUUUCGCGCAUUCCCCCGCCCCGCUCCCCCGUCGGCGUCGAGGUCUGCUGAAUCUCGAGCAAUGGAGCGGUCUUUUCAGUUGAAUCCGCAUGCCACUCCUUUCGUGCCUGCCUCCAACAAGUCUCUGUUUGCGGAAAGCUUGAAAGGAAAGAAGGACCCCGAGAAGCAAGUAGAUGAGACUGAAAAGAAUGAGACCGCUGACAAGUCUGCUGGGUAUCAACUCCCAGAGUCCCUUUCUUUUGAUGACUAUGCUGAAAGCCUAGGAAAGAUCAACAUCUCUACUGAGUCAUCAUCAAAAGGAGAAGCUGCUGAGGCAAGUCACGCGGGUAAUCAUCAUCUCGCCGUGGUGGAAUCUCUCUCGCUGAUGUUCCCAGAUGUGUCUGCUGACUUCAUUCUUGAAGCACUGAAGGCCAAUGAAUUCGACGCAGUACUCACCAUUGAUAUGCUUUCCGAUCUGUGCGAAGCUGAUGAUAAUGGCCACUCUGCCGAAGUAUCAGAAAAGCCGCAGCACCAUGGCCCUUCAUCCACAUAGGCUGCAUGAGAAGUCUCCAGCUACAUCUGGUCCAAGCCAACCCUUCUCCACCGUCAUCAAGACCCGAUGUAGCGGAGUACAAUUUCUUGAUUCUGCGAAGAAUUCGCCCCGAAGUGUUCCAUUCGUCGUGCCAAAAGCAACAAGUACUAUGUGUUUGGGGUUUUAAAUUCCGGGUGGGAUAGCUGGUCUGUUUGUUGGAGUCUGCCUCAUCGUGAUGCCUGGUUGCAAGUUGUACAGCUCUUUUGGCGUAGCCGUUUAGACUCCGGAAUUCGACAAACCCUGUGCCGCGGGCUGCGCUUGUUUCAUGAACCUAUGCAUUGCCGUGUUCUCCCGCGUUCCGAGCGGGGAGGGAGACAGAUCAUUCGCCUUAUUUUGGUUGUGUGGUGCGGGUUUACAUGGGUGCGAAGGUUUCCGAUUUCAGUUGGUUGUGCUUUGCAGAAACGGAGGCGCCUUUGCGUGAUUUGACUGAAUGUCAUAUUGAGGAUUCUAGUGCAAGAUUAAUGGCAAUUGUCUUCUACUGA
This is a messenger RNA of Triticum urartu, 1146 nucleotides long. RefSeq lists its product as uncharacterized. The record is from RefSeq and is a predicted model, not a curated record. Gene Ontology annotation, molecular function: ubiquitin binding. NCBI's taxonomy places the organism in Eukaryota, Viridiplantae, Streptophyta, Magnoliopsida, Poales, Poaceae.